AGGAACAUAAAGCCAUAUAUGUUGGACAACAAAAGCUGUAUCAUGUAGCCAUUUUUCAACAUCUGCCUCUACAUCUGUGCCAUUCCCUUUCAUCUGCAUCACUUGACAUUCAAAAUCAAUCAAAACCCUGAAAAUCUCCAGGCAGUUCUCCCCACAAAAAUGGCACUCAAUAACACUGUCAUUGGAGCAAUCAACUUUGUAGCUAUGCUUCUCUCCAUUCCCAUCAUCGGCACGGGGAUUUGGCUAUCAACAGAGCCUGAUAAUUCUUGUGUGAAGAUCCUACAAUGGCCAGUCAUCAUUUUGGGCGUCUUGAUCUUGGUUGUGGCUCUAGCAGGAUUUAUAGGAGGGUUUUGGAGAAUCCCAUGGCUCCUUCUCUUUUACCUUAUUGCCAUGCUGAUCCUUAUAAUUUUGCUGGCCUCUUUGGUGGUUUUCAUUUAUAUGGUUACCGUUCGAGGCCAUGGCCACAUCGAACCAAGUCGGGCUUACUUGGAGUAUCAUCUUGAUGACUACUCAGGAUGGCUUCGCAGAAGAGUUCGAAGUUCCUACAAGUGGGAUCGGAUUAGAACCUGUCUUAGCUCCACAAAUAUGUGUGCAGAGUUGAACCAGCGUUAUCGGAUGGCCCAGGAUUUCUUCAAUGCACAUAUUAGUCCCAUACAGUCGGGAUGCUGUAAGCCACCAACUGAAUGCGGGUACACCUUUGUGAAUCCGAGCUACUGGAUUAGCCCCAUAUACACAGCAGCGGACAUGGAUUGCCUGCAGUGGAGCAACGAGCAGACACAGUUGUGCUACAACUGCAACUCAUGCAAAGCUGGGUUACUGGCAAAUCUGAAGAAGGAAUGGAGAAGAGCAGACAUUGUUCUACUCAUAACUCUGAUUGCUUUGAUAGCAGUUUAUUUGAUCGGGUGUUGUGCAUUUAGAAAUGCUAAAACAGAAGAGCUGUUUCGCAAGUACAAGCAAGGCUAUACGUAAGAAAUUAAUACAGCACUAGUGACAGUGGACUAGCUAGCUAGUAGUUGUGGUGCAACUGGGGUUGGUGUGAAUGACAAUUUCCCUAUUUCUACGACUUUUUAUUGAGAAGAUCCUUUUCUUGUCUGCAUUGUUGUUUACAAAAGGUUUUCUUGUGUUCCAUGCUAUGAUUGCUGUUGAAAAAAUGAAUAAACUUACGACUUAUGAGGA
This is a messenger RNA of Vitis riparia (riverbank grape), 1176 nucleotides long. RefSeq names its product protein TORNADO 2. The transcript has 2 exons. Lineage: Eukaryota; Viridiplantae; Streptophyta; Magnoliopsida; Vitales; Vitaceae. The coding region runs from base 160 to 969 and encodes 269 amino acids. Gene Ontology annotation, cellular component: plasmodesma; plasma membrane. The record is from RefSeq and is a predicted model, not a curated record. Gene Ontology annotation, biological process: auxin-activated signaling pathway.